Brassica oleracea var. oleracea is the source of this 1068-nucleotide messenger RNA. Its product is annotated as probable carbohydrate esterase At4g34215. Lineage: Eukaryota; Viridiplantae; Streptophyta; Magnoliopsida; Brassicales; Brassicaceae. The coding region runs from base 117 to 974 and encodes 285 amino acids. The transcript is spliced from 2 exons. The record is from RefSeq and is a predicted model, not a curated record.
CACUUUCUCAAAAAAAAAAACAAUAAGAAGAAAACAACAUUAUUAUUCUCUCUUGCAUCUUACUCCCACUCUUAUUCGGAUCUCGAUCUCGACCUCCAUUUCCCAAAAAAAAAACAAUGAACAAGAUGAUCUUCUUCCUCUUCAUCAUGAUGUUUGGUCUAUCUUCAUUGCAAAUCCAAUCUCAAACCAUCCCAAGAAACAUCAGCAUUUUCAUAUUAGCCGGUCAAAGCAACAUGGCGGGUCGGGGCGGCGUUUAUAACGACACCGCCAAGAACAUCACCGUGUGGGACGGCGUUAUUCCACGGGAAUGUAGAUCAAACCCUUCGAUCCUCCGUCUCACAGCCAAACUCGAGUGGGAGGAAGCUAACGAGCCACUCCACGCUGAUAUAGACGUUAACAAGACUAAUGGUGUUGGACCGGGGAUGCCAUUUGCUAACCGGGUGGUUAACCGUUUUGGUUAUGUUGGUUUGGUUCCGUGCUCUAUUGGUGGGACUAAACUAAGUCAAUGGCAAAAGGGUGAGUUCUUGUACGAGGAAACGGUGAGGAGAGCUAAAGCUGCGAUGGUGGCUAGUGGAGGUGGCUCGUACGAGGCCGUUUUGUGGUAUCAGGGUGAGUCGGAUACGGUGGAUAUGGUGGAUGCUUCAGUAUAUAAAAACAGACUAGUCCAGUUUUUUAGUGAUCUACGAAAUGAUUUACAACAUCCAAAUCUUCCUAUUAUCCAGGUGGCUCUUGCUACAGGCGCAGGACCAUAUCUUGACGCGGUAAGGAAAGCACAACUGGAGACGGGUCUUGAGAACGUGCAUUGUGUUGACGCAAAGGGCCUACCUCUUGAACCGGACGGCUUGCAUCUGACCACGUCUUCUCAGGUCCGGCUAGGACAGAUGAUGGUCGAUGCGUUUUUGGCCAUUCCCAAUUCAGCCGAAUUACACCCUGGCUUCUCUGUCCUUGUUCUGUUUUGUCUAUUCUUUUUAUAGUAUUUUUGGACCUACCUUAAUAUUUUUUUUUUGGAUACUUGUUUAUGAUAUUUAGGGUAUACAGCUUGAAAAUGUUUCGAUCAUAUCCUAUACC